Molecule: messenger RNA, 1449 nt
Organism: Perkinsus marinus ATCC 50983
Lineage: Eukaryota; Perkinsozoa; Perkinsida; Perkinsidae
Exons: 6
Coding region: 1-1449 (482 amino acids)
Source: RefSeq, a predicted model, not a curated record
AUGGGAUUACGACAUCGUGAGGAUGCAGAGAUAGCUGAUCUCGAAAACCGUCUGAUCAUCGAGUGUCCUCGAAAAGGAGAAAGCGUGGACCAGUUCGAGCGCAGGAGGGGCCUUGGAGAUGCAGGAGACGAGCACCACGAGCGUUCAACGACGGGCCCCGUCCUCACCGGUCAUUCAUUUGGCGAGCUGCCGCUCUCUCGCAAGACGCAGCUUGGCCUCAAGGACCAUGAGUCAGAGAACUCCGAUGAGAACAACUUCACAUAUCGAGCUCUACACGACUUCAACUGGACUAGCAGGCCAGCUCCGUCUGAGAACAACAAAGCUGCAGCAGAGAGACAUGCUCGGAAGCUCUUCGCCAGUCUCACGAAGAAGAAGACUCAAGAGGCCUACACCGAUGUGAUCCAUCAAUACCACAAGCUGGGCCAUAUCGAGAAGAUUCCGCCAGCAGAGAGGCUACCACCCCCACAAGAUACCACUACGUGGCCCAGUCUAUCAACGACUCGUCUCUACCCAUGGGUAGCAUGGAGCGACUUGAAGAACGCCUACCUCUUCGACAGAACUCCAAAGGCUACAAGGAGAGCUCAUGGUUUCAUGAUCUAUGAGAUGGACGAGGACGGGUCGGCUACGCUACAGCAUUACCACUUUAGGGGUCUCCCCAUGGGUUCGAGCUCAUCUGCUUCGGCGUUGCAGACAACAACGGGUAUCCUAAUAGAACUUGCUAACGAAAGGUCGGCUAACGAGCUCUUGAACGGUGCCGACACUGCAGAUACACCUAUAUGGAAGGUUCUGGUCGACAACGUGGUCAACGAAGAAGAGCUUCAAGGUCUACCGGUGGAGAAGUUGUACGGUCCGAGUCCCACUGCCAAGGCCCUAGCUGAGGUCCUGAAGAGGCUUGAUGAACGUGCUCGUACUACAACUACACCAGAAGAUGACGAGUGCCAAGUCAAGGAAGCCUACAGCGCAGUGAAUAUGCGUUGGGAUACGUUAUGGAAGAGCGGCUGCAAUCGAGUGAAGUUCGUCGAUGAUGUGACCACCGGUGCCCAGUCGAAGGCUAUCCUAUCAUCUCUACGAGAAGACGAGAAGACCUGCGCUGCUAGAAUCGGCCACACCUUCAACGAGGUUAAGGAGAAAAGAAGUGAUGAUGAUACGAGUGCUGAAGGCUUUGGACUGAUAUGGACGAGUGCACUGGAUGGAGAUCAACUAAAGCCCAAGAAGGUGAACGUCCCCGUGCUGUCAGAGGAGGCGACUGAUCCCAUACGGCUGACGGUUCGUAAUGUCCUGUCUCUACUUCAUCAAGCUUACGAUGUUAUUGGUAUUCUCACAUGGUGUCUACUGCCAAUCAAGCUGAUACUACGAGAGUGCUACACCAAACGACUCCAGUAUGAUGAUCCAGUUACAGCUCAACAGUCGAAGGAGACGAUCAAGGCCAUCCAGCAGUUCAACAGAUAA